AUCGUAGAGUUUGCACAUGUCAAAUUUUUCACAGAGAAGAUACGAUGCAACAAAACUAGUUAUUACUUUGUAUUGUUGUUGCUGUUAUAAUGUAGAUUUAAACCCAAUUUAACGUUAUUAGGUGAUGCCAAAAGUUUGGAGCGGUUUAUGAGCAGGAAAUUAGGUAGUUUAUGAAAUGCAUUGUAUUGAAGUAUUUAUUAUUGACAUUUUUUUGAAAGGUCAUUCAGUAACAGUUCACUAGCCACGACCAAAAAACUGGAAGUUUAUCUCAACAAGGCAUGCAAUGCAUUCACUUAAAAUUCAAGAUGAAAAUCUGUGCUACUGGUGGGGAAGUUCUAGCACUUUGGCAUUUUUUGCCCUUAAUUUCAUGCUCCGGUACCUAACACCUCAAAGUGCCUCUGAAGAUGUGCAUCAGAGAUGGAAGUGGAGAAAUACUGCUAACUCCUUGCUGCAUUCUACAAUCAGUGGCAUCUGGUCAUUUCUUUGUGUUUGGCAAAUUCCAGAAAUAAGACAAGAUCUUAUAUCAGAGUAUGCAUAUUCAGCACAUGCAGCUUUAUCUGUUUCAGCAGGCUAUUUUACAUACGAUCUUAUUGACAUGGUUCUUGGACAUCGGAAAAGAAGUAGCUAUGAACUGAUGGUCCAUCACAUUCUUGUUAUUCUGUGUUUUGGACUUGCCAUAAGUACUCGAUCUUUACUGGGAUUUUGUAUAUUUGGUCUACUGGUAGAAGUGAACAGUGUCUUUCUGCAUGCUCGCCAACUAAUGCAUCUUCAAAACAUAAAUCGACAAAAUGGACUUUAUCGAAUUAAUAGUGCUCUUAACGUUGGAACAUUUGUAGUUUUUAGACUGAUGACUAUUGGAAUUUUAUGUAAAUGGGUUUUUGAGCUCAGACACAAACUGACAACUGUUGCUUAUAUUUUUGGGAUGACGACAUUACCAACCCUUUUUGCUAUGAACGCUGUUCUAUUUUUACGGGUUCUUAAUACCGACUUUUUGAAAAGACGAAGUGAUACUAAAUUGACGCAAUUACUCCUUCAUGAAACUGAAGAUUGGCGUGAUGAACAUAAAAAUGAUUAACACCUGUGUAGUUAUAAAAUGUCUAUUCCAGAGAUCACAAAAUAAGAAAAAUGUGAGGAGUUAUACAAUUCUUCAUGGCUCAUAGUCUUCCAAUUCUCAUACAAAUAUUUAAAAAAAUUCUAAUGAUUGAAUAUUAAGACAGCCAACUUUUAUCUGUAAUUAUAUAAUAUAUACUAAUAUUUGUAUUUUUAGAUCAAUUUUUGAAGUAAGGAGAAUUAAUAUUUUUUGCAUGUAUUGAAAAUAGGAUUGAAAGUUUAUUCCAGGUGUGACCAUUUGUAUCAAUGUUUUGUUAAGCACUUUGCAGUUUAAACAGUAUAGAGAGUACUGGGAUUCAGCUAUUUUUAUAAAAUUCCAUAAAUUAGAGAAAAUGCUUUUUGAAAUUGUUAAAGAAGAAACCAUUUAAAUAUAGGAUUCUAAAAAGUAUUUAGAUUGAAGUGGUUGACAUUAUACAUGUUGAUUAUUAAAAAUUUUGUUUUAAAUUUUCGUCACAAAUUGAAAUUAUCUGAUAGGACUAGCCAACUUAAAGUAAUUAUUGUUUAUAUUGAAGAUAUGUAAGAAAGAAAUCAAAAGUAAUUAAUUUUUGGUUUGUGAUAUUAGAAAGGACUGGGUUUGUACAACCAUAUAAAUUUAAUGGAAAAUAUAGUAUACUAUUUUAUCCAUAUGCAUCAAUAACAAGUGUUCUUCUUCAAACAAUAGGUAAAUCUUAUUUCAGUCAUUACUUAAUGAUUCAUUAUUUACUCCUAAAUGUUUUACAUUAAAACAGUGAUAUAUGAAAUAGAAUGUAAAAAGUCUCGUAUGCUCUAUAACAUAUUUGAUAAUUUUGUCAAUUGAUGCAAUGGGUUAAGUUUACACUUGAAUAAGUAUUCAAUUAAUUACAUUUCAUUGGGUAAAGAGGAUCAUUUUAUUUUCACCUCAGGUCUGUAGACAGGGGUGAGCACCACUAGUCUAAAGUAAUACCAAUCCAGUUCAUGAAUUUAAUGUAUUGUAUAAAGAAUUGUAAAUAAUUUGCAAUUGAAAAAACAAAGUUCUGAAAUAUGAUUUUUUUUACCAUCUUCAGCACUUUUGACGUUUUAUCAUUACAUUUUAAAUGUUUGGUAAAACCAAAAGGAUUUCACUGAUUCAUUGUUCAUUAAUGUGUUACUUGUAUUCUAGUGAAGAUUUUGACACACACAGAAGCAUUCAGAAUGCAUUUGUAUUUAUAUAGCUUUGAAUGAAUGUUUAAUAUUGCAAAUAUUGUAAGAUGCAAUAGGUGUGAAAAAUGAGUGUAGAUUGCAAUUACUAAUGAGACUGACAUUGUAAAGAAUUAUAAAUAAAAUCUUUAAUAAUAUUCACCUUUGUUAAUUAUUUGC
Molecule: messenger RNA, 2424 nt
Organism: Gryllus bimaculatus (two-spotted cricket)
Lineage: Eukaryota; Metazoa; Arthropoda; Insecta; Orthoptera; Gryllidae
Source: the annotation of a GenBank genome assembly